AUGUCUUCAACAGAUACAACAGACCGAUCUAUAGCACCCGAUCGGGAAGCUCUUAGUUUAAUGACAAAAUUAAAAUUAGAUCGAUUCAAAUUACGAAAAAUAAAAUUCGUAGAAGAGUAUACUCAAAUUAUGGCACGAAUUAAUGAUUCUACGAUGUCAUCUUUCGACAAAGUUCAACUUGUAAGCAAAAGUAUAGAAAAUUUAUUUGGUGAAGAUGGUAAAACACGAUAUUUAAAAAAUUUGGAAACUAUAUUAACUAUAUCUAAAGCAAAUACAUCAACAACAAAUGAUUUUCUUGAAAAUUUUUUUCAAAAUCUAAUGAAAACUAUUGAAGGUGGUAAACGCCGUUCAGAAUAUAAUUAUCUAUUUGGUUUAAUUAUGUCACAAUGGCUUUCAAAUCAACAAGAUGAGUUUACACCGAUAGAAGUAACAUCAAAUGAUGAAAGUUUAUUAACAAAUGAACAAUUAAAAGCAAUUAUUUUCAAUAAACCGCAAUUAGAUUUAGAUAAAUGGCGUUAUUUUCUUGAAAAUAAUCUUUUAUCAUCAUCAGUUGAUAAAAAUCUUAAAUCAAAAAAAGCUUUUGAAAAGUUAAAAUUAGCAACAGAAAAAUUUAGUAAAUCAUUAUUGAUGGAAAAGGUAUCAUCAGCGGAUGUACAACGAGCUAUUGAUGGAGUUAUUAACGGAGGUUCAUUAGAUGAUUAUCGCAAAAGACUUCUCAUGAAAAUGCGAUUAGAAAAAAAUACCGUAGAUGAAUUUGCUUCAUCAUUGAAUUUGAUGAUAGCUGAUUUAGCUGAAUGGAAUUGGCCUAUAGAAGGUGUUCGUGGUGUAUUUCGACGAAAUCUAGUUGGAAAAUAUCGAUGUUACUAUGAAGAAAAUUUUCUUACUGCUAUUUUUCUUGAACAUAUUGGCUUAAAAUGGAGUUAUCAUUUUAAGGAAGAAUUGGAAUUAAUCUUUGAUUUUUUAACUGAAAAAAUCCAAAAGAAUUGUUCAUCAAAUUCAAUUCAAGAUGAACGUAUUAAUAUGCAAAAAAAUGAAUAUUGGAUGAGUGCAUUACCAGAUGAAUCACAUCUUGAAUUUGGAAUGGCUUCAUAUGCAAAUGUAGAUUCAGGAAUAGCUUCAUAUGCAAAUAUAGAUUCAGUUGAUUUAAAAGCUAAAUUAUUGUAUUUAAUCAAUGUCGAAAUUCAAUUACAUCAAGUUUUACAUGCAGAUACAUCAUUUACUGUCGUAUCUGCUGAUCUAGAAUGGUUUGGACCAUCAAUUCCACAUGAAAUAAUACUAAUGUUUCUUGAGUUUUGUGGAGUAUCACAAAUUUGGUUAAAUUUUUUCGAUCGUUUUCUCAAACAACCAAUUUAUUAUAAACCCGGUGAAUCUAUUCGUCAACGUCAACGCGGUGUACCUAUUGCACAUUCGAUAUCUUUUUUAUUUUCGGAAUUAAUGCUAUCGGGUAUGGAUCUUUAUGUUUAUCAAAAUACUGGCAUUUUUAAUUAUCGUUUUCAUGAUGAUUUUUGGUUUUUUGAUUCUCAAUCAGAUAAAGUUACCCAAGCUUGGACAUUAAUGAACGAAUAUGCACAAAUAACUGGUUUAAAAUUUAACGACGAAAAAUGUGGUUCCGUACAAAUUCUACCAUCGAAUAUAAGUGAUCAAACUGAUACAUUAUUGCCACAUCGAAAUGUCAAAUGGGGUUUACUUACUUUACAAUCAACUGGUCGUUUUGUUAUUCAUCGAGAAACUAUUAUUCCAUUUCUUGAUGAAAUGAAAGUACGAUUAACAAAUGCAUUAACUAUUACUGAAUGGAUUAAUUUAUACAAUCAAUAUAUUGCAUUUUUCAUGCGUAAUUUUGGUAAAUGCGCUAAUAUUCUUGGAACAUAUCAUACUCAAUAA
Messenger RNA from Adineta steineri, 1881 nucleotides. The record is from the annotation of a GenBank genome assembly. Lineage: Eukaryota; Metazoa; Rotifera; Eurotatoria; Adinetida; Adinetidae.